GCUGGAUGCUGCCCCGGGGGUGGUGAACACUACAGAGGAGGAGGUGGAAGGGGUGGACUCCCAGUCACCAUGCCCAGCCGGGUGGCAUCAGAAUGAGCAUCGCUGCUUCUCCUUCUACCCCGUCUGGGCCACCUGGGCCACUGCAGAGUUGUACUGCUCCCAGCACAGAGGGAACCUGGUGUCGGUUCACAGCCCGGGUCAACAGGUGUUUGUCCAGGAUCUGGUCAGGAGACACACAGACCAGCCGGUCUGGAUAGGAGGCUACGAUGCAGCUCAGGAGGGGAUGUGGCUGUGGAGUGACGGAUCAGCUGUUGACAGUUUCUACUGGGAGGAGGAUGAGCCCAGUAACUCUGGACAGGGGGAGAACUGUAUGGAGCUACACACUGGAGGUGGGCAGGGCUGGAAUGACGUGUCCUGUGGAGAGCUGAGGUUCUAUGUGUGUUCUAUGGAGACAAGAUCUGGUUUAGCAUCAUUGCCAAGUCAGAAGAAAUCACACGAGAGAGAGCUGGUUGAAGAGGUGAGUAUUUAUGACGUCCUGUGGGAGACCAGUGAGAGAGUAGCAGAUGAGAUCCUCUACUCAGCCUUCCUCAGAGGGAUGUAUUCCAGACGUCUGCCUGCCCACUGCUAUGCUGACUUCUGCCACCAGGAGGUGCUAUACCUGGACAGAGUCAUCCCCAUGCUGCGGGUGCUGAUCAGAACAGUCCAGGGUCCUCCAGACAUCAUGCUGUUUCUCCAGAGAACACAUCAACGCUACCAGGAGUCUCUGAAGGAGGCCCAGAACCAAACUCCACCACACCUGAACCUGUCCUCCAUCCAGCCCUCUGCAGCUGUGCGUCAAUACCUCCAGAGCUUCCAUGACAUUGUGAAUGAGGAGCCCAUCUACUGGCUGGUGUCUCUGCUGCCCAGAGCCCUGCUCAGACCUUACCUGGCACAGAACCUGCCCCUGGGAGAGAGGACCAGACCAGGCCCCAGCCCCUGCCUCUACCCCUGGCUAAGUCUCUUCCCCUGCCCCUGCUACCAGUGGGGGGGAGAAGAGAUGAAGCCAGACCAGAGGAACCAGAAGGACAAGUCAGGGACAUAUUACAGGCAUCUACUGGAGAAGUACCAGGAUGUGAUAGACGUCUAUAAGGCUGUCAACAUCUUCAGAGUCCAGAUGAUCAACGAGAAGGCUCUUCACCUUCACCUCCAGGUUUUAGCCAGUUAG
Messenger RNA from Oncorhynchus nerka (sockeye salmon), 1204 nucleotides. RefSeq lists its product as uncharacterized. The record is from RefSeq and is a predicted model, not a curated record. Lineage: Eukaryota; Metazoa; Chordata; Actinopteri; Salmoniformes; Salmonidae. The transcript has 9 exons. Gene Ontology annotation, molecular function: signaling receptor activity. The coding region runs from base 284 to 1204 and encodes 306 amino acids.